Molecule: messenger RNA, 1324 nt
Organism: Mizuhopecten yessoensis (Yesso scallop)
Lineage: Eukaryota; Metazoa; Mollusca; Bivalvia; Pectinida; Pectinidae
Exons: 1
Coding region: 34-1104 (356 amino acids)
Source: RefSeq, a predicted model, not a curated record
AGAAUCGGAAGUCCGAGUUGUAGUCAUGACAAGAUGUCGAGCGGUCGGCAUGUAAAACUCCCUGCUUUGAGAAUUCCGUCUGAACCUCCUAAAUUCAAGUUUCGGAAACGAAAGAUUACUGUCAAGCCUAUAGGCGAUAGAGGACCGCCACCUUCUAUAACUAGCUGUGAUAAAAUUGUCGAUCAGGAGCCACAAGUGGAGCCGCAGGUUGUUCCGGAAGACAAAUUACAAGUCGAUCAAUUAACACACCAGCAUGAACGGUAUUUACCGCCCAUACACAAAGAACCAAUAGAUUCGAAGAUCCCCGGUCUGUAUGGAGCUUAUUAUUCGCAGUGUGUCUGUGAGAAGAAAUCGAACCCCGAUCCCCUGAAUGCAGCACCUCCAGAUAUUAAUGGAGCAGUUGGGAAAAUGUCAGCAACUGAGCUUCUUGGCGGUAAGUUCGAACAACCGGUUAAGUACAAACAUUUUGCGUACGGAGGUAAUGACUGGUUACACCUUCUCGUAACGGGCCAACUUCCGCCUGAAGUUUUACAGGCAUUUAUGAGCAAAUUUUGCAGAGCGGGAAAAACACUGAAAGCACAUGGGCCCCAGGCCGACAAAUAUUUCUAUUAUCAAGGUGGACGACAGCGCACAAAACCACUAUGGGAGCCCAAGCAGAUGAAAUUACAGCAAGUGUAUAGCCAGUUUGAUAGAAAACAACUGGAAGCCAGCUGUCGCCAGAAAAAGAACAUGUUAAAGUUGUCGAAGAAAGCGGAACUCAUGGCAAAACACAAUGAAACCGUGUUGUUAAAAAAGGUGGACAGAAUGGAUAGUCGUCUCAAAUCUUACCUCGAUAAAAUGGACAAAAACAUCUCAAAAGCUCAUACAGAUAAAAACUCUAAUGGAAAUAUGGCAAAUUCUUUCUGUAAAAACGAUUCAGUGUCACAUAGUUGCGAUACCAACCUGAAAUCCUCCUAUCCAAAAAACCCGGACAUGGUGAAGCUUCCUGCCGUAAUUGCCUGGGUGAAAACAGCGCUCAGUAAUUUGCUUUCUGAAAAUAACCUUGAUUCCGAUAGUUCUUCAACCGGAAAUCAAGCGGCUGAGGAAACCAAUAAUUCAGAAUAAACUUCAUGUAUUCUUUGAAGUUAUGUAUUUUUUUUACUAUAUAGAUAAAGUGAUAUUACCUUUUUAUAAUGUAUAUUUGUUAAGUGAGUUAAUAAACAAAUGGUUGUCGUAUAAAUGAGGUGAUAUUCCCCAGACAUUUGCCUGAUGUAUUCUAUUGUACUAGAUUUGAAAUUGUUACUUUUUUUGAAUAAUUUCAAUAAAAAAAACAUGUAAACAAAAA